Molecule: messenger RNA, 1130 nt
Organism: Cynocephalus volans (Philippine flying lemur)
Lineage: Eukaryota; Metazoa; Chordata; Mammalia; Dermoptera; Cynocephalidae
Product: rho GTPase-activating protein 10-like
Exons: 1
Coding region: 185-916 (243 amino acids)
Biological process (GO): negative regulation of apoptotic process; cytoskeleton organization
Cellular component (GO): cytosol; cytoplasm
Molecular function (GO): GTPase activator activity; protein binding
Source: RefSeq, a predicted model, not a curated record
GCCUCGGCAGCCGCUCCUCGGUGCGGCCAGACUCGGCUCCGCGGGCCAUGUCCGCGCCGCGCUCUCCGCGCGCCGGGCACUGCUAGCUCCUCCCGCGCUUCCUGUCGGCGCGACCCCGCACCUGGCCGCGGUGCUGGGCGGACGGGCGUCUGGCUGAGCGCACCGCGCGCGGACCGCCGCAGUCAUGGGGCUGCAGUCCCUGGAGUUCAGCGACUGCUACCUCGACAGCCCGUGGUUCCGGGAGAGGAUCCGCGCCCACGAAGCGGAGCUCGAGAGGACCAACAAGUUCAUCAAAGAGCUCAUCAUGGACGGAAAGAACCUCAUCCCUGCGACCAAAAGUCUUUCAGCGGCCCAGUGGAAAUUUCCUCAUUCACUCAGAGACUUUAAAUUCGAGUUUAUUGGUGAUGCAGAGACUGAUGAUGAACGCUGCAUAGAUGCAUCCUUACGUGAAUUUUCAAAUUUUUUGAAGAAUCUGGAAGAACAGAGAGAAAUUAUGGCAUUAAGUGUAACUGAAACCCUGAUUAAGCCCUUGGAAAAAUUGAGAAAAGAGCAACUUGGAGCUGUAAAGGAGGAAAAAAAGAAGUUUGACAAAGAGACAGAAAAGAAUUAUAGCCUAAUUGAUAAACAUUUGAAUUUAUCAGCCAAAAAGAAAGACUCACAUUUACAAGAGGCAGAUAUCCAAGUGGAGCAAAACCGGCAACACUUUUAUGAACUGUCUCUUGAAUAUGUAUGUAAGCUUCAGGAAAUCCAAGAAAGAAAGAAGUUUGAGUUUGUGGAACCUAUACUGUCAUUUUUUCAGGGAAUGUUUACUUUCUAUCAUCAGGGCCAUGAACUUGCCAAAGACUUCAAUCACUACAAAAUGGAACUACAGAUCAACAUUCAGAAUACACGGAAUCGAUUUGAAGGAACAAAGUAAGAAGUAGAAGAGCUUAUGAACAAAAUCAGACAGAAUCCUAAGGACCACAAACGAGCAAGUCAGUUUACAGCAGAAGGCUACCUGUAUGUACAGGAAAAAAGGCCUCCUCCAUUUGGUUCCAGUUGGGUCAAACACUACUGCAUGUAUCGGAAAGCAGCCAAGAAGUUCAACAUGAUCCCAUUUGAGCACAGAUCUGGGGGGAAACUUGGGGAUG